This is a messenger RNA of Carassius gibelio (silver crucian carp), 2311 nucleotides long. It is a transcript of the gene sostdc1b, whose product is annotated as sclerostin domain containing 1b. Gene Ontology annotation, molecular function: BMP binding. Lineage: Eukaryota; Metazoa; Chordata; Actinopteri; Cypriniformes; Cyprinidae. Bases 105 to 713 code for a protein of 202 amino acids. Gene Ontology annotation, biological process: negative regulation of BMP signaling pathway; negative regulation of Wnt signaling pathway. The record is from RefSeq and is a predicted model, not a curated record. The transcript has 2 exons.
UGCUGCUGUUCUGGAAUGGGCGGGUAUAUAAACAUGGAUGAGAAACAGGUAGGUAUAAUAAUUCUCCGAGUUUUCAAAGAGACACAGAACCGAACUCUUUUGCAAUGCCCCUCAGCACAUGCGAAUACCAGCUGCUGUUUCUGCUCUGCUUUCUGAUAAAAAGCUGUCAUGCUUUCAAAAAUGAUGCCACUGAAGAGUUCAAUGGGCACAUGGUCGCAUCAUCUCACCAGCCUCCAAAUAAUGCCUCCUUAAAUCGAGCGCGCAACGGAGGAAGACGAACGGAGAGCCGAGACCAAACCGAACAGCACCAGGUUGGUUGCAGGGAGCUGAGAUCAACUAAAUAUAUAUCUGACGGCCAGUGCACCAGCCUGAAUCCCGUCAAGGAGUUAGUGUGUGCUGGAGAAUGUCUACCCACCCACCUGUUGCCCAACUGGAUCGGUGGAGGUCACUACUGGAGCAGACGGGACGCCCAAGAGUGGCGCUGCGUCACCGAGCGCACACGCAUCCAGCGCAUUAAACUCCAGUGCCAGGACGGCAGCACGCGCACCUACAAGAUCACCGCCGUCACAUCCUGCACCUGCAAGAGAUACACGCGCCAAAACAACGAGUCCUCUCAUGCCCCUCAGAGUCCCUCACGGGAUCAUCCACUGCAGAGCCCCAAGAAGAAAAAGAGCAAAAAUAAAAACUCAAAGCCUAAUUCUAAAAAUGAAUAAAUACAUGAGCCUCUGGUUUGUUGAGGAUGAGCCAUUCUGCUGCAGAUUUGACCAACUCAGAUUUGACCUGCCCAUGGAAGGAAAGUGACUUUGAAAUGCAAUGACUCUUGACUUGGACUGCAUCAAGAUGACAGCUGUUUUUCUUUAUAUUUUCAGAUCUGGAUUCUUUUAGGACUGUGUAUAUGUGAGAGUAUUUGCACUUUCUGAGUGUAAUGUUUUAUAUAUAUAUAUAUAUAUAUAUAUAUAUAUAUAUAUAUAUAUAUAUAUAUAUAUAUAUAUAUAUAUAUAUAUAUAUAUAUAUAUAUAACCUAAUUACAUAAAGCAAUUAUGCAUACUAUUUCAAAUGACAGACAAAAUAAAAAUAAUGUCAUAAUUUACUUGCCCUCAGUUUGAUCCAAACCUGAGGAAGAAUGUUGGUAACCAAACAGCUGCCGGUAGUCAUUGACUUCCAUAGUAUGAGAGAAAAAAUAACUACUACUUGCUACUGGCAACUGUUUGGUUACCAACAUUCUUCACAAUAUCUUAUUUUGUGUUCAACAGAAGAAAACAUUUAUAACAACUUAAGGGUGAGUAAAUAAUAACACAAUUUUCAUUUUGGGUGAAUUAUUCCUUUAAAAAUGGACUCAUUACUACAGUUAUGUAAAUAUUUGCAUUUCAUAUAUAGUAGUUUUUAAUAGAAUUACAUCCAUAUAUUUUUAUAGAAUUUUAUGAAAAAUUCAAGUUGACAUUCACAGUUGAAUACCCGUUAAUACAAUAAAUUAAGUAGUUUAAUUAUGCUGGUUUGUAUCAUUUUGUUCCGCUGACUCGCUAAAGGCAAGGUUGUAGAAUUACAUGGACUGACAGAAACUAUGUAACAAAUGAGGAAUAAGUUGAAGAAGCGAGUUCUUUCUCACUGUGUUCGUAACUCUACGCUGCACUGUUGUGAAUGGCUGCCCUCACCUGCAGGCACAGCAGCUACUUUUUGGCUGCAACAUGUUAAAGCUGCUUCAUUGUAUCCCGUAUCUUUUCACUCUGCCAUUCUGAAAGUCGUGUUGCUGUGCCUGAGGUUAUAUUCCCAAGUUAUGAAUCAGAUUCCUUGUGUUGUGAAUCCAGGAAUCCCAAGGAAGGUGACACUGCAAGUCACUGGGACAUGAGAUACUUUGUGGAUCCUGUAGAAACUGCACUAAAAGAAACUUUGGGUACACUGUAACAAAUUUCUCUAGUUUUCACAGCAUUAUUGCUGUAAAAUGAACAGAUCCAUACUGUAGAAUGUUUACAGUAUUUUGCUGUACAUUUGCAAAGCAUGAUGGGUAAAAUUACAAUAGCGGGACAUUUUACAGUAAAAGUAUUUUCCUGUGAAUCAUAGUCAUUUUGAGUGGGAUUUUUUUCUAAAAUGGAUUACUUAACCUCAGAAAGGUAAAGUUUUUCAUUAUUUUUAUCAUAUAUUGUUACAUUUGCAGUUUCCACUGGUAAAGUUAAUGUCUUUCACUUUCAGAGUGAAUGCACGCGUGAGAGAGAAGUAGGAAAUAAAUUUGUUUAUAUCUUCAUUCCUGGCAACAUUUUAUUGAUGACAUCAUUAGUUUGGUAAAGUACACUGCUGGAUAAAAAUUAUUCUGGAA